GUUGUAGCAUCCACCACCUCCCGUUGCAACCACAACGAAGGCUCUGCGCGAUCCCGCCGAACACUUCGUCUACGAUUCACCUGGUCAUGUAUGCCGGACCGCCAAUGGCAGAGAGUAUGGUGGGCUAGAUGAGCUGAAAACUCGGACGCUAUAAAGCUGCUUGGCUCGUCCAAGUCCUGGCGCAGUGAUGCGUUCUCCUGCAAUGCCGACUAUAUACAGGGAAAUGCGGUUGGACCUACUAGUACCAGGCUGCUACCGUCCAACCCGCCGCCCGCCUUAUCAGGCCUGCUUGCUAGUAUGCGCCGGGGACGGUGGCGCGCAAGAGCGUCUCCUUCCCUAAUUCAGUGGCUGGCAGGUUGUACGGUGAUGGCAGGGCCGGCCGUGGUUCCCUGUAGCGGUCGAACGUUUGCCAUGAAGUUUUUCUCGAUUGGCCAGGUUAGGCGUUAGCGUCAAAGAUGUUCGUCUCACGGUCAGGCGCUUCCAAGUGCAACGUCUCUACUUUGCAGACACAGUGGUCACCUUCACUUACCAGCAGCGAAAUGUCAUUCAAAACAAUCACCGAGGUUCGCUACGGGAGGUGUCCAGUGCGAGGUCCACCUACCACAUCGAGCAACUCGUGGAUCACACAACCUGCGGACGAUGCUUCGAGUCCAGCAGAGACCAACCAUUCAGCUGACCUCUGAAGAGCUUCCGCGAGCUAAGAAUGCC
Molecule: messenger RNA, 708 nt
Organism: Dichomitus squalens LYAD-421 SS1
Lineage: Eukaryota; Fungi; Basidiomycota; Agaricomycetes; Polyporales; Polyporaceae
Exons: 2
Coding region: 456-683 (75 amino acids)
Source: RefSeq, a predicted model, not a curated record